CAAAAGCUUUGAUUUUUUUUGCAAUGAACCUCAUUCAUUUUUUUCUCAAAUGUAAAAUGGAGUGAUAAUAUGCAUAGGCGUUAAUAAGUGAGUUGAAAGGACUUUGAAAUAGUGCAUGUUGUGCAUGGUGUGAAAUUGUAGAUAUACAUAAAAGAAUGGUAACUACUCUGCAGGUUUUAUUUUAAACCUUCUCUAUGACUUUGUGGUGAACUCUCUUCAUCUGUCUCUCAGCUUUUAAGUCUGAUUGUUUUUUGCACUUGAGGUCUCCUAUCUUGUUGUGGGAAUGCAUUGGUAGGCACUCACAUUUGGCUGGUUCUCAUAAUCUUUUAUUCACUCAUUUUGCAAAGACUUGCCACGGUCUAAAAUAAGUGAAACUUGCUAUUGUGGCUUUCAAUUUUAGAUCGCUUUUCCUGCUGCUUUUAUUCAUUUCUCUAUUUGAUAAUUUAUUUAUUUAUGUUGCAACUGAAGAGGGAGGGGGGGAGUAGGGAAUUGUCCCUGACUCUUCUAUAUGCCCAAAGGUACAAGGCAGAAAAAAAAAAAAAAGAUUGUGUAAAGAAAUUAAAACACUGAAACAGCCUAGAUCUGAAUUCCAAGAACAAAAAUUACAGUGGCAUGUGUGCUUGCCCGCACCAGGCAUUCUGCAGCAUGUGGUAUUUACAGAACUUGCAGUGUACAGUAGCUCUCCAGUAGUAAGAGAACGCUUUGUAUCCUUGGAAGUAAGAGAGUCUUUGACAAGUCAGCAAAACUAUAGAUACAGUCAAGGAAUGCUGAUACACGUGUGAGUGUGUGCAUAUAUAAAUAUCACGAGAUUGCCUGAGUUUAUUUUUCCUCAGUAUAGUUUGUCUUCCUCAGCCUGGAAUAUAUACAUACUUUCUCCUGAAUUUUGUGGCAUGUUUUGCUGCUCUUCUCUGUUUGCAUGCGUUUUAAUGUUAGUCUUAAUCUCGCUGUAAAAUACAAAAUAAUCUGGUAAUAGAUUUAGAAGACUUUAUUGCCAGGCAAACCAGGCAAUAGAUCAUGAAAUCAGACAAUAGUAUUUUGUUUCCUAGCAACCCCCUACUGCAAACAGAAAACAAAACCGUGGUGGAUGCUUCCACAUCAUGAUAGCUAUAUGUCGAAAUCCCCGAGUAGUAGAUACUGAAGUACUAAUUGUGCUGGGAGAUUCACUCCUAUUUGUUUCAGUUGCUUAGUUAAUAUUUUCCUUUUGUGAGAAAGAUUUGCUGGGGUAAAUGCAGUUAAAUGGUUAAAAUUUCACUCUGGUCUCUUAAUAAUAAUGUCUGUUAGAAUGAAGGGGGCACAAAAUUAGGUAGAAUUUUUGCCAUUAAGAAUGAUUUGGAGUUGUCUGUUCAUAUUGCAGGACUGUUUCUAAAUCUGUGCUAUUAUGGACCCUUGAAAAUCAGAUAUAUCAUCUCCUGUUUUCAGCAUCCAGUAUCUUUCUAGAUUUUGUGUUGUUAGUCAUCCUUUAGCUUUAUGCUUUAAAACUAUGUUUAUUAGAAUGUAUUGAAAGAAGAAUCCUUUGUGGCUCCUAGGAAUGGAAAGUAAAAUCCUAAGUGCCUCCUUGCCAGGUUUAUGUUCUUGGCACUCAGUUCAGCCCUUCCAAGGAAUCAGUGCUAUCAGUGUGCAGCAGGAUUGGGUCCUAAGCCUUCAUCUUUCUAAAAGUGCUUUUGAUAAUGCAGUAGUUCCCUUAGUUAAAGUGCCUGAGCACUGAAAUGGCAUCUCGACCCUGAAUCAAUCUGGGAUGCACUUUGUGCACUGCCAUCUAUCUGAAAAAACCCAUUAGUGCAAGCUGGAGAUCUGACCUGGGAUGGGUGCAGGUGUUUGUGCUCUGGAAGCUGCUGGAGAUGCUGAGCUGCCGUAGGAAAAGGAUCUGAGCAGGCACAGAUGUGUAGUUGUAUGUACAAGGCAGCAGAGAAAUUUCUAUGCUUUUGUCUCUCUUUCAUAGGAGAAAAUGGCAAAAGGGUGUUUGCCGAGUUUUACCUACAAGUCUUCACUAUCCAGCAGUAUUUACAGACAUCACACAGUAAAUUGAAACAGAGGUAGUUUUCCUAUUGGUUGCAUCAGUGAUUCUGUGAAAGUGAAAAUAUUAUUCCAGUCUGGGAAACUGUAAAAUCACAAGAAAAAUUUGCUGUGGGGAAGACAGCAAUCUUAGUCAAGUAUGCAUUAUUAAACAGCAGUAUUCGCGCUAGGCAUGCGAAGGGUGUUCUCUGGGUGACUUAGGGGUUCACAGCAUUAUUUAAGAGAUCCCAUGUGCAGUCACAGACAAUUUAUUUCUAUUGCUCAUAGGUAUUUUCCUGGUUCAUCUCAAGCACUGAGGUACAAAAGGGUUACAGUAGAUGCCACUUGAAUAAAAAGGGUUGAAGUGGAAUGGUCGGAGAGUAUUAUAAUUCUGAUAAAUAUCUAUGAGCAGCUACUUUCUUCUCUAUAUUUGAAAUCACACAUUUUGGUGCCAUAGCAUGUGUGGAUGGUUUAGUUUAGAACAUGCUAAUUGAAUUUUGGAAGGCUUUAUGGAUUUGGAGGAAGUAGUCAUUUUCCAAUUUUUCUUCUCCGUUUCUUUCUCAGAUGGCACUACUCCCAAAACUUGAAUCUUACAAUUAGUUAGUCCACAGAUGAAGAUUGAUAUGGCUGCCUAAUUACAGUCCCUACUUCACCUCUGCCUGUGUUUGCCAGGCAGCAGAAUGAGAGAAGGCAAAGAAAACAAAAAGUACAAACAUAAAACAACAGUGAGAGACAGGUCAUGAAGUAUUCUGUGUAUAAACAAUGGAAGUCAUUUGGAAGUGAUUUUAAAUACUCUCCACAAAACUCCUUUUACACCAACUGCAUUUGUUGCUGGUGGUGAAUAUAAAGCUUUCAUCUGCUGUAAUGUGGGUUGGCCGCUGAUGGAGACAGCCAACCCGUGGCCCAAACCAAAGACCUUCUUCUCCUCGCUAAAGAUCAUCUUAAGUGGAACAGUGAGUUAUGUCCAUUCCGUUUAAGGGUGUUUAGGAAACAGGAAUUAAGGAAUGGACAGCUUUGUUCUCUCUCUUUACUGCAUAAUGAUGGUUGUGGCCAAUGAGCUACCAGGGAAUGUGCUGCGUAUCUUGCUGAGAUACACGACCCUUUCAAAUUUUUUCACAAGGCUUUCUUUUAUUAUUAUUUUUCAAAGUGAGUACUGAAGUAAUGAGAAUAUAGAGUUACUUUACUGCAUGUUUAAACCUAUAGGCUUCAUGAUUACUGUACUGAGGGAUAAAUACUUAGGUACUUAUUUCCUGUCCUUCUUUUAAGAAAGGAACAAAAGCAUGAUGCCAGUUUUGGACUCCCUUGAGGCUUUUUUUUUAGAAUCCUGUUACCUUUAGUCAUUGACCUGUCAAUUCUUGCCAAAUACAGAAAGCAGACCAUCCAAGUGGUUACAGAAACUGAGGACUUGGUUCAGCAGAACACUGAUUUGCACACCCAACUUCUUUUCUUUUUAAAGUGUGUGCUUCAGCUCAUCUCUACUUGCUGAGAUCAACUGGAUUUAAGAAAGUGGUGGAAGUUAGGCAUGUAAUUAAAUGCUCUGUUGAGUAGGGCAAAAUCUUUGAAACUAAUGUCUUUGCUUUGUAGUAAACAGAACUUCAGGACAAUUCUCCAGGAUUGUAGAAUGAAGGGAACAAGUAGGGGGAAAAGGCAAGUUCUUGGGGCAAGGGGUAUUGAAUCAGGAACUUACCGGUGGGUGAUAGUGAUGCUGGAAGGGAUUAAGAAUUAAUAAAUGAGUCUGGAAUGGGAUUUAUUGUUUUAUGGGGUUUUUUUAUGGUUUCCAGAUUUAUGUAUAUCCGGAAUGGUUUGUGCUAGAGCUGUCAAGAGAAAGGUACCAUUUUGGUGAACAAAGAGGUGGUAUUUCCUUUUUAUAAGACUCUGUUGUGAACACGUGAAAACUGAAUAUCAUCUUAACAGGAAGGUAUUGACAAUUUAAUGGAGGCUCAAAGAAGAGCAACAAAAUACUCAUGGGUCUGGAGGAACUAGCCUGAAGGGAAAUAUUCAAAAAUAGACAUCUCUAGUCUGGGACUGAAUAUGGGGAGAUGGGUUAACUAUGUGUCUGUGUUUGAAAUGUAUUUUAGUCAAAGCAGUCAGAUUUUUUCUUGCCUUAUGUGAGAGAAUACCUACGACUAAAUUGAGAAAUUGAGGAAAUACAUGUUUAAGAUGAAUUCUGGGCCAAAACUCAGUAAUAGGAGAAUGUAUUGUAGUCUAUAUUAGUCUGGGUGUGGUGCAAGCCCCCACAUGACUCUUCAGAUUUUUAAAAUUAGAGUAGGGAAAUUGUUGGCAGGGUAUUGGAGAAGGCAAUCCUGCAUUUUCAGGGAGGUGAAGUACAAGAUCAGCCAUCCCCUUUUCAUGCUUCUGUUCUGUUCUAGUUUCAGCUGAAGGUUACAGGAAGUCAGAUCCCAGGCUAGCCAGCCUUGCCUUGGUUUCCAGUGCUGAGACAGUUGGGUUUUGUGCUUUUAUAAUGCAGGAUUCAGAACAGGGUCACCAUGUGGGCUCAGGUUGAGUCAUUGAUGGGAUGGUGAAUGUACAAGGAUUAGCUACAGUAGAUUUUUUAGUAAACAGCUGUGGGUUUUUAAUUUGUUUGUUUUUCCUUUUGGAAACGAUGAGCAUCUCAAGUGGUGUAGAGGGUACAGAGGUGACAGUUUCCUCUUUCUUUACAGUUUCUGCAGCACCUUUUUUAUCAUUUGAGGACACUUACUGCCAUCAGGUGCAAUGAUGGAUAGCAGAUCUUGGAUUCUGAACUUGAAGCAGUUCUUCAAGAUUAUAUGCUUCUGGAAACUCAGAAAGUAUCUGCAGUAAAUAGGAUUGGCCAUGAGAAUUUGUAACGUUCCUUUGGAAAUACUGUGAUGGGGCCACUGAGAAGUUGCCUUCCUGUGUACAGAGCCUAAUGAGCUGCAUGAGGGCCCUGUACUUGGUGAUAUCCCAUCUCAAGAUGCUGCUAAUACAGUAGCUAAUUAUUCCUAACUGAAGAAGUUGAACAGAAGAAAAAGAAUCCAGGGAAAAGCAAUGGCUGCUGCAGCUGAUGGUUUGGGAAGUAUAGCUAUAGAUACCACGCAGCUUAACAUGUCAGUCACUGAUCCCACAGCUUGGGCUACAGCUAUGAAUAAUUUGGGGAUGGUUCCAGUAGGACUAGCAGGACAACAGCUUGUGACAGAUUCAAUCUGUGUACCAGGCUUUGAUCCAAGCCUUAGCAUGAUGACUGGAAUCACUCCAAUUAACCCAAUGAUACCAGGCAUGGGGUUAGUGCCACCACCACCACCAACAGAUGUGCCUGUAGUCAAAGAAAUAAUUCACUGCAAAAGCUGCACACUCUUCCCUCCAAACCCAAAUCUUCCACCACCUUCAACAAGAGAGAGACCUCCUGGGUGUAAAACAGUGUUUGUUGGAGGAUUACCAGAAAACGCAACGGAGGAAAUUAUUCAGGAAGUCUUUGAGCAGUGUGGAGAUAUAACAGCAAUUCGGAAAAGCAAGAAGAAUUUUUGUCACAUCCGUUUUGCAGAGGAGUUCAUGGUUGAUAAAGCCAUUUACCUUUCUGGUUACCGCAUGAGAUUAGGAUCUAGCACAGACAAAAAGGAUUCAGGUCGCCUUCAUGUUGAUUUUGCUCAGGCAAGAGAUGACUUUUAUGAAUGGGAAUGCAAACAAAGAAUGCUGGCCAGAGAAGAACGCCACAGACGUAAAAUGGAAGAAGACAGACUGCGCCCUCCUUCACCUCCAGCAAUAAUGCAUUAUUCUGAACACGAAGCUGCUUUGCUGGCUGAAAAAUUGAAAGAUGAUAGCAAGUUUUCCGAGGCCAUCACGGUGCUGCUCACCUGGAUUGAGCGAGGCGAGGUGAAUCGUCGCUCUGCAAACCAGUUCUAUUCCAUGGUGCAGUCAGCCAACAGCCACGUCCGCCGGCUCAUGAACGAGAAGGCGGCUCACGAGCAAGAAAUGGAGCAAGCCAAGGAGAGUUUCAAAAAUGCCUUAACAGGGAUCCUCACUCAAUUUGAGCAGAUUGUCGCCGUUUUCAACGCUUCUACCAGACAAAAAGCUUGGGACCAUUUCUCGAAAGCCCAGCGAAAGAACAUAGACAUUUGGCGAAAGCAUUCUGAGGAGCUCCGAAAUGCUCACAGUGAACAGCUCAUGGGAAUCCGCCGGGAAGAGGAGAUGGAAAUGUCUGAUGAUGACAGUGGUGACAAUCCCAGUAAAAAGCUGAGAGUAGAUGAUUCAGCUCUAGCCGCCCAAGCAUAUGCGCUAAAGGAAGAGAACGAUAGUCUCCGGUGGCAGCUGGAUGCUUACAGGAAUGAAGUGGAGCUCCUGAAGCAGGAGAAAGGACAGCUCUUUCGAACAGAGGAGAGCCUUACGAAGGACCAGCAGCUGCAGUUCCUACAGCAGACAAUGCAAGGCAUGCAGCAGCAAUUGCUGAGCAUCCAGGAAGAAUUAAAUAACAAAAAAUCUGAACUGGAGCAAGCAAAGGAAGAGCAAACGCAUACACAAGCAAUGCUUAAAGUCCUGCAGGAACAGUUAAAAAGCGCCAAGGAAUUAGCAGAAAUCAAUGGGCAUGAUGAAUCUCAAGCAAAUGAAAUCAAUGUAUUGACAGUAGCACUGGUCAACCAGGACAGAGAAAAAAACUCAGAGAAACGAAGCCCAGGUCUAAAAUCAGAGAAGGAGGCACUAUUAAUAGGUAUCAUAUCCACAUUUCUUCACGUCCACCCUUUUGGAGCCAAUAUAGAGUAUCUUUGGUCUUAUAUGCAGCAGUUGGACUCUAGGAUCUCUGCAAAUGAGAUAGAAAUGCUUUUGAUGAGACUGCCACGCAUGUUUAAACAAGAAUUCACUGGUGUAGGAGCAACACUGGAAAAGAGGUGGAAGUUUUGUGCCUUUGAAGGAAUUAAAACUAUCUGACUGUGA
This is a messenger RNA of Motacilla alba alba, 6876 nucleotides long. It is a transcript of the gene ENOX1, whose product is annotated as ecto-NOX disulfide-thiol exchanger 1. Gene Ontology annotation, molecular function: RNA binding; protein-disulfide reductase activity. The coding region runs from base 4999 to 6870 and encodes 623 amino acids. Gene Ontology annotation, biological process: ultradian rhythm. The record is from RefSeq and is a predicted model, not a curated record. The transcript is spliced from 17 exons. Lineage: Eukaryota; Metazoa; Chordata; Aves; Passeriformes; Motacillidae. Gene Ontology annotation, cellular component: plasma membrane; external side of plasma membrane.